AUGACUGUGCCCUGGGCCCUCAGCAGAGUCAACAUUAGACACUCGGAUGCACUGACGCAGGUGGGACAGGAAGCAGUGCUUAAGGCCCCGCUCAUGAGGCCAGGAGAUCUCAUAAAAGUUGCAGUGGGUCUGGCGAAGUUGGGGGUCUGCCCGCCAUCUCUUAGAGAGCGCCUCAGCGAAGUGCUGCUGCAUGCACUCAAAGAAGCUCCCUCGCUGCAGUUUCGGGGCUGCAUGCAUCCGGUUGCAGCGAUUGGGCUGUACACGCAGCCCCUGAAAAUGUUUGUCAUGGAAAGAUUUUCAAACUUGCGCCGUAUUCCCUACCCUGUGCGUCGCCCUUCGCCUUUCCAUUGGGAGGUUUCGGACUGUCUUGCUGCUCUCGGCGUUGCUCACCGCAACACAUUUCAUUGGGGUUGCUUCUGGAUUGAUAUUGGAGAGGCGGAGGAUAAGAGGCGCUGCAUUUUUGUAGAUGGUCCUGCUGCCUUCUACACUUCAACCACACAGUACACAGAGCCUGUGAAGCUGCAACAUAGAGUGCUGAGUGAUCUCGGAUGGGAUAUUCGUCGCGUGCGGUGGUUUGAUUGGGUCGGCCUUAAGGACAAAGAAGACAAAUUGAAGUUUCUGAAGGAACUGCGGGCUGCUCCCCCGCUGCCGUCCUUGCUGCCAGACCCUACCCAUCCCCUGAGCGAAGAGGAGGUGCUGCAGCGUUUGCGGUUGGUCAAGCAGCGGCAGCAGCAGCAGCAAGAGGAAGCAGCAGCAGCAGCAGCAGCAUCUAGCGGAUCAGCUGUCGAUCUGGAUUUGUGA
This is a messenger RNA of Eimeria necatrix, 801 nucleotides long. RefSeq lists its product as hypothetical. The coding region runs from base 1 to 801 and encodes 266 amino acids. The record is from RefSeq and is a predicted model, not a curated record. The transcript is spliced from 7 exons. NCBI's taxonomy places the organism in Eukaryota, Apicomplexa, Conoidasida, Eucoccidiorida, Eimeriidae.